Molecule: messenger RNA, 3736 nt
Organism: Hydractinia symbiolongicarpus
Lineage: Eukaryota; Metazoa; Cnidaria; Hydrozoa; Anthoathecata; Hydractiniidae
Product: potassium channel subfamily K member 10-like
Exons: 3
Coding region: 1128-2330 (400 amino acids)
Biological process (GO): stabilization of membrane potential; potassium ion transmembrane transport
Cellular component (GO): membrane
Molecular function (GO): potassium ion leak channel activity
Source: RefSeq, a predicted model, not a curated record
CUUCGCAGGAUCCUUUGUUGAUAACAGUAAAUAGUAACUGACGAGGUAUAAUGAAUGAAUGAAUGAAUGGAUAAAUGCAUAAAGGGGGGGUUUAGCUAACUGGAACUGAAUUUCUUGAUCACUUGAACUUUUCUACCAAAUUCGAACAGAAAAACUCCGCUCAGUGGGACCUAUUUUUGGACCUAUCAACCAAGAAACAUCACUUAAGUGAGAUCUUAAUGCAAUGACUUCAGACAUAGAGAUAAGAACGUAUGAUGUCGAAAACAUUGUAUCAAAACAAAGUAACAAAAAAAAGCACGUGUGCAAACAAUUUCACCCAAAUAAAAAUUACCUUUAAUAGACUCCUGACAUGUGGGACAUUUUACCCCCUUUUGUCAAAGUGCCGUUAACAAGGUUAUUUGGCUAAUUAGGACAUUUCCUUAACGGGGACUGUGUUUUCGGUCGCGACAUUCCUGUAAUAUCUUCCUAACCUAAUCUUCGUUAACCAGUUUAUGCACAAAAUAUUUUAUUUUUGUGAAGCGAGCAAUCACAUUUUUUUUCGCUAGAAUUAAUUUUUGCGUAUGACUGACUGGUUUUGGUAUAUUUUGCAAGAAGAUAUUUUCGUGAAUUGGAGCAAAAGAUCUAAAUUCGCGAAAAUUUUCAGGUCACUGUUUUUAAAAGCUUUUUUCUCUUUAAAAAUUUCGACUUUGCUCACGUAACGUGUUUAAACUUCUACAAUACCGAUUCUUCAUUCACCUAUAACCGUUCUCACCCGCACCUUUUUUAAUUAUUUACUAAAACGCGGUGAUUAAUAUUAUCAACGAAGGAGAUCAGUCCGGCUUGUUUAUGUUGAAGGAAUAAAAUCUCUUGACGGAAAUCACGAGUGGCAAAUAGUGUACCACUUCAACCAAUCAAAAUCUACAAAAUCACAAGUCUUCAGAUUAAUCUCUAAAUAUCGUUUUGCGCGCGUGAAUUUCUCAUUAAUUAUUAGCAAAUCUUAAUUAUUAAAAAAAAUUAUUUAAGAUAUCAUACGUCUUUAUUGUUUUUCCGAUUCAUGUAUUUUUAACCUGUGUAAUAUAAAUCGCAGUUAUGGCUCGGUACAUCUGUAAUAACAUCGCUUUGGCUUGUGUGUUGUUAUUCUUCAUGUGAUGGAAGUGGAUGACGAAAACACGAUAAAACUACGAAACGAAAUACUUAACGAUAUUUAUCGGUACUACGGGCUUGCGUUGAUUAAACAAGAACUCUUCGUAAUCCAACCGCCUGCGAUCGAUAAAAAACCAGCAGAAAAAAGGAUGACCUGUCUAAAAAAAUUAAAGAGUAAAAAAUGGUGGAAUCCUCUGAUGAAAUUUUUAAGAUUCACUCUGCUGUUUUUGAUUGUCAUGGGUAUUUUAUUUGCAGGGGCAACUGUGUUUGUCCUGCUUGAGGACCCUGUAGAUAAGUACAGUGAAGAUUUAAAAAAUACAUCUAAUUUACUAAUUCACCGAACGAACCUAAGCAAAGACGAUUUUAGUGACGGCAAUGUAACUUUGUUUCGGCUGUACCUUCAACAGCGGUAUAAAAUUAACAUUGGAGUCACUGAUCAAAAAGACUUUCUUUUGGACGUGAUGUAUUUUCGUGAUGCUGUCACACGAAGAAUUGACGAAGAAAAGAAGAAAGAGCAGCUCAAAGACAGAACGAAUAUAUUUAUAAAAUGGUUUUACUUUGCCACCAUUGCUACCACAACAAUAGGUUAUGGUGACAUCGCCCCGACAAGCAAAUAUGGUAGAUUAUUUUAUAUUUGCUUCAGCGUGGUGGGCAUUCCCCUCAUGAUGAUCUUGUUGGCUUCGUGUGGUGACAUUAUGACAUUAGUGAAUAAAAAAAUGUUUGGUUUUUUCAAUAAGUGUUUAUGCAAAAAGAAAAAAUUGGUCAGCGAAGAAUUAUUAUCCGCCAUUUCCAUUUUUCUUUUGUUUGCUGGCUAUAUGUGUGUGGGUUGUGUGUUUACCGUCUCCAAAGAAGACUGGACACUACUUGAUAGUAUAUAUUUUUGGAUUGUUACAUUUACCACGGUUGGUUUCGGAGAUAUUCAUCCGUCUCUAGAAACCGAAAUUGAAUACAUUGUACCAUUAGUCGUCUACCGGUGUUUUGGGCUGGCCUUACUGGCUGGUUUGGUGGAUUCUUUAGUUGCUUGGGGAAAGGCGCGAAAAGAAGCGCUUAAAGAAGAAGCGAUGCGGCUUAAACGACAACCAUCUCUAUCGCUUAAUAAAAAGUUCGAAAUGGCGAAGAACUUGCUCACACCAAAAACACGAAAAACGAAACAUUUAACUGUCCCUAAUGUCACGUAUGAUUCUUACAAUGAAUCCAGUGAAUUGUAACUGUGGCGUGAUUCUUUCGCACAGGUGGAAUGUUUUAUGACAUACAAUCUAAAAAUGGCUGCCGUGCAGAAAUCUAACUGGCGUGUCAUGUAUUAUUUUUAAUAAUAUUAAUAUUUUAAUGCUUCAUAUUUUUAAUAUUUCAUGACGAGAAAACUCGAUUGAGCAUCUUUUUUAUUUUUAAAAAAUUAUUUCAAAUUGUUAAUAUAUUUAAUUUUAAAGUGUGUGUGUUUUUUGUUGUUGUUCAGAAGGUGUUUCGCAACUUAUAAAUUGCAAUGUAAGGAAAUCUCCAAAACAAAUCGUGCACCAGGUAUUAUGGAGAUAAGAUAUAUUGGGGAUGAUUUGGGAUAGGUCACGUGACACAGCAAGUUUUCGAAUUGCAUGAAACUGAAAAUACAUUUCACAAUUAAUUGCAAACUGUGAUUAGGGAUGACUAUAUGUUUUGAAGGGAAUCUAAAAUGUUUAUGAAAUUUUAUUUCGUGCAAUUUUAAAAAAAAAGCACAAACCGAGAAAAUAAGUUUUGGUGAGAAUAAUUUUCAGUGUAUGUGACUCACGCAAAUAAACGCAACAUGCUAUGCCAUAAGCUGUUGAUGAAUUGUUUUUUUUUGUGUGUGUGUGUGUGAGGAGUGAACAACGCAUGCUCUCACGAAGAAGUGAUCAAAAUCGCAUUGUUAAAUGGCGUAAUGCAUGGGGUGUUAAUGCUUUUUCAAAAAAAAUACACAUCGUUUUCAAAAUAUUAUUUUUAUUUGUAUUUCAAAUGUGAUAUUUAAUGUGUUAAAAAUUAUGUUUAUACAGUAAUAAGAGUUAACCCUUGAUGGACGGAUCAAGAAGGUCAAGCUACAAUAAGUUCAAAUUACCUGGGAUAUAUUCUUAAUCAUCUCUGUGAUUAUAGCCAUUGGAGCCUGAAUGUUGUUUAUAAUCUAUAUGAGUAUAAAAUUCCAAUCUUCCUUUUUUAAUAUGUCUCAACCACUGUUUUUCUGGUCCAGACUGUUCCUACGUUAUCUGAGAAAACAUGCCGGACAAUAGUGACGACGUUUUAUAGAGUGACGACAAUUUGGUAAAUUAUUUUGUUCGACGAAAAAUGUUAUACUCUGAAGUUGCGUUAAGUGUUUACUGCGUUUGGGUAGAAAACUGACUGAGAAAAAAACAUAAAUAAAAAAUUACGGAAUUUUCUCUAGGUGACAAAUAUUUUUUUUCUGUUGUAGCUUUUCAUUUAAUACAAAAAUUCGCUAGCAGAAAUAUUAAAUUUUACAUAACAGUGUUACAGUGCGAGAAAUUUGCCUUUCCCUUCUUUUAUUUUUAAUUUAUAUUUUCGUAAAUUUAUUCAUUAAACGUUUUGUAUUCUAGAAAGGGAAAGCAGGAGAUUACGGUGAAAAAGCGAAUGAAGUUUUGAAGUAUACUAAAGGUAA